Messenger RNA from Hyalella azteca, 495 nucleotides. RefSeq names its product ELAV-like protein 1-B. NCBI's taxonomy places the organism in Eukaryota, Metazoa, Arthropoda, Malacostraca, Amphipoda, Hyalellidae. The transcript has 3 exons. The record is from RefSeq and is a predicted model, not a curated record. Gene Ontology annotation, molecular function: RNA binding. Bases 1 to 495 code for a protein of 164 amino acids.
AUGCCCAACUUGGUGUUCAGUGACGAGAAAAAUUUUGACAGAGAACAAAGCACUAAGAAGUCGGAAACACCAACGCUGGAGCCGGAGCCCCACACGACGCUCUACGUCCAGAACCUACCGCUGGACGCCACGGAGGAAGACAUCAAAAAACACUUCAGCAGUACGGGAGAAGUGAUGUCGGUGGUGGUUGCCCGCAAGGGUGACAAGUCGCUGGGCUACGGUUUUGUGCAAUACUUGAAGCAGAGAUCCGCCAGAGAAGCUCUCAUUUCACUUGCCGGCUCCACGCUUAACGGUCGCGACCUCCUCCUAAAUUAUCACUAUUGCACUAGAGCCUCCAUUUACGACAUUAACGAAGAGAAGGUUGUAGACGGCCCUGCAGAGUCCAUUAUGAUAGACGACUUAGUUGAAGUUCUUCAGCGAUACGACGUAGUUUUCUUCAAAGGAGGUAUCAUCGAAGUGGCGGUCGUACGGCGCUUCGUGGGUAGCGAUGUGUAG